Molecule: messenger RNA, 1551 nt
Organism: Mycena indigotica
Lineage: Eukaryota; Fungi; Basidiomycota; Agaricomycetes; Agaricales; Mycenaceae
Product: BAG domain-containing protein
Exons: 2
Coding region: 1-1551 (516 amino acids)
Molecular function (GO): protein-folding chaperone binding
Source: RefSeq, a predicted model, not a curated record
AUGUUUACAAGCUACCGUCUAAUCUCAACUCCCCGCGACAACUAUCUUGCUGCCCUGGCAAAUGUGCGUGCUGCUGAGGCCGAGUACCUCGCUGCAGAGCGCCUUCAACAAGAGGAAGAUGCGAUUCGUUACCACCUCCGUCAAAUCCAGGCUAUAAAGCAGCCAUUAUGGCGCAAUGUUCCUUACGACGAGCCGGCGGUCUACCCACAAGCACCCUCGUUCCAUUCUCGAUCACCCCAAUUGGAUAUCGAGGCUCUUCGGAGGCAGAUAGCCUUCGAAGAACGUCAGCGCAUUCUCGAAGAACAAGAGCAGGAGCAACGGCAACGGGAAGUGCAGCGACAAUCUGAAUUUCAAGGUCGCAGAGCGCUCUCGCAUAUGCAUCCUCGGCCAACGUCAAGUCCAAAUCCUUGCUUAUCUGAAGGCUUAUGGCAGUCGCAGAUUGACGACAACACUCAUAAUCCCCUGCCAUCCAUCGACACUCGCAAUCCCAUACGUUUCGUUAGGCCCCAGUUUGAACAUCAACCCUCGAACACGAGGCCACCUACCGCACAGAGCUCACAGCCUUUACGGAAAUUCGAAACCAUCAUACCAAGUCGCAAUCUACCCACGGAACCUGUGCGAAUGUUUAUUCGAGUUGCCAACCAUACACCCGCAAAUACACAAUCAGAGCCAUCUAAGGCCUCUUCUCCUUCCUCGGAAGUGAAAGCACCUGAAUCACAAGAAAAGCCCGUCGGUCCUGUUGAUUCUCGCUCUUCAUCAGUUGCCGAGAUAGAAGCCGUUCUAGCAGCAUUCAACGCAUUAUCCAAGGAGUGGGCGACGCCAGGAAAACUAGAUUUUUCCUCUUCUCGCACAAACUCUCCCGCUGCUCGUGGCACCGGACUAAACGACAAUGACACCAUCAUUUCACGUCUCAGUUCUAAUGCGCAAAAUCAACCCUUGCGACAGUACCACCAGACUCUAAGCAAAUUGCUGGCGCGUCUUGAUGCAGUCGAGAGUUUUGGUGACGAAGACAUCAGGCAUGCGCGAAAAGCGGCUGUCGGGAAGGUGGAGGGUGCGCUGGAUGAGGUCGAGAGCAUGGUUGAGACCCAAUGGCGUAUAUUUUCUGGACGAAAAGCAAGAGAGGACCCAGUUCUUGGAGAAGAAAUGUCAGGACUGGCCAUAGUCGUACCGCCUUCGGCACCGGCGGUAUCCGUUGACCUGGAAGAACCAGAAAAUCAACAGCAAAACUCAGCUGCACUUGAUGUCGAAUUCAUCACAGCUGCGGAUGGCAUAGAAUCCCAGUCCUCGCUACUCGACACCGACUUUACAAGUGAGGGUGGGGAUGAACGGCCCGAACCUCAGGGAGCAAGCGCAACCGAAAUUGUCACUCCAAUUUCGACUGAACCUCCAUCACUUGAGCAAACUACUCAUAUCGUUCAGACAUACGAGGUCGAACCCGCCAGUCCGAGUCCGAUUCUGGAUGUAUCAAAUAUUCCAUUAUUCGACACCGAGCCAAGCCUACAAUCUACAGAGGAUCACGAAGAAAGUGAUUGGUCUGAAGUUGACGCUUAG